Micromonas commoda is the source of this 570-nucleotide messenger RNA. RefSeq lists its product with no specific name. The coding region runs from base 1 to 570 and encodes 189 amino acids. The transcript has a single exon. Gene Ontology annotation, molecular function: oxidoreductase activity, acting on paired donors, with incorporation or reduction of molecular oxygen; iron ion binding; L-ascorbic acid binding. The record is from RefSeq and is a predicted model, not a curated record. NCBI's taxonomy places the organism in Eukaryota, Viridiplantae, Chlorophyta, Mamiellophyceae, Mamiellales, Mamiellaceae.
AUGACGGACACGGACGAGGACGACGGGUCCUCAACAUCUUCUCUCGACGUCCCAUCCGGCGUUCCAGGGCUAGAGGGCGUCAGAUACCUGCAUAACCUCUUCCCAGAGGAGUUCCUCGCAGAGCUUGACGAGAUUCGCGAUGGCUUGACGGGCUCGAUGGCGUCGUCGAACAUGUACGCCAACAGGAGGUUCCUCAGGUCCAACGAACUCGCGCGCAAGGUGCUGAGCUAUCUGCCGAAAGAGCUUGGAUACACGCACGUGCUCAGCGACAUGAGGUUCAUAGAGUACCCUCCCGGGGGUCACAUACUCCCUCAUGUGGAUGGGGUCAGGAGGGACGAAGAGACUUCCGGCGCAGAGUCCACCACCUCGUUCUUGCUGUUCACCGAGGAGAUUCCCGAGGGCGAGGGAGGCGAGACGGAGUUCUUGGAAAGCGUAGACGACGAUGCAAAGGUACUUUUCGGGGCACGACCCAAUCGGGGAAGCAUCCUGCUCUUUCCUCACGGCGUGGCGCACAGAGGGAACUGCGUCGGGUGCUGGCCGAAGGUGCUGCUGCGAGGAGACCUGUACUGA